Vicia villosa (hairy vetch) is the source of this 1119-nucleotide messenger RNA. RefSeq lists its product as uncharacterized. NCBI's taxonomy places the organism in Eukaryota, Viridiplantae, Streptophyta, Magnoliopsida, Fabales, Fabaceae. The record is from RefSeq and is a predicted model, not a curated record. Bases 1 to 1119 code for a protein of 372 amino acids. The transcript has 4 exons.
AUGGUUGGUGAUGAUCUGGUGGACAUUGAAGCUUUGGCCGUCAAUCAUUCUUUGGUUUCGAAUAGAGUUUGGGAGGUGGUUCAUUCUAAGGAGAGCAUUCUUUGCCAAAAAGCGAGAUCUAUUUGGCUUAAGGAAGGAGAUUCCAAUACUCGUUUCUUUCACAAGGUUGUGAAACAUAGCAAUAGGAGGAAUUCGGUUGUAGGUUUGAAUGGGAUUACGGAAGAGGUGGAUUUAGCAAAGUUGUCUUUGGAGGAUUCCAUGGGUUUGGAGGUGCCUUUCUUGGAAGAGGAAGUGAGGGAUGUGAUUUGGAAUUCUGACGGGGAUAAAAGUCCGGGUCUUGAUGGCUUUAAUAUGGGAUUUUAUAAGAUUUGUUGGCCAUUUUUGAAGAAAGAUAUCUUGAACUUUGUUAAUGAGUUUUUCGAGUGUGCUAUUCUUCCUAAAGCGGUUACGGCUUCUUUUCUUUCUCUAAUUCCGAAGCAUGUAUCGUAUUUUGGCAAAGUUGUUAGCGUAAAGAAUGAAGAAGGUGAUAGGAUGGGUUUUGGUGAAAGAUGGAGGAGAUGGAUGGAAGCGUUGGUUUUUAAUAGCUCUAUGUUGAUUCUUGUCAAUGAGAGUCCGACUAAAGACUUUGUUGUUUCUCGUGGUCUUCAUCAAGGGGAUCCGCUUUCUCUGUUUCUUUUUCUUUUAGUGGCGAAAGGCUUGACGGUGUUGAUGAAUAGAGCUUCGAGUUUGGGUGAUUAUGUUGGGUUUAAAGUUGGUCAUGAUGUGCAUUUUGAGAUCCUUCAAUUCCCACAUGAUACGCUCUUGAUUGGCGAUGGGUCGUGGAAUAACAUGUGGAGCGCUAAGGCUAUUCUAAGGGGAUUUGAGUUGGUUUCCGGUCUUAGAGUUAAUUUGUCUAAAAUCCGAUUUGUGGGGCUUAAAUUGGAGCCGUGUUUUAUUCAAGCGGCUUCAACCUUCCUUAAUUGUAUGGUGGGAUCUUAUUCCUUCUCUUUCCUGGGGAUUCCGGUUGGGUUCAAUCAUAGGAGGAGGGAAGUGUGGAGGCCGGUGGUGUCGAAGUUGCGGAAAAUGUUGGAAUCUUUGAGAUUUAGACACUUAUCGAUUGUGGGAGGGUGGUGCUUUUAA